This is a messenger RNA of Anneissia japonica, 2410 nucleotides long. RefSeq names its product monocarboxylate transporter 6-like. The coding region runs from base 246 to 1535 and encodes 429 amino acids. Gene Ontology annotation, biological process: transmembrane transport. Gene Ontology annotation, molecular function: monocarboxylic acid transmembrane transporter activity. NCBI's taxonomy places the organism in Eukaryota, Metazoa, Echinodermata, Crinoidea, Comatulida, Comatulidae. The record is from RefSeq and is a predicted model, not a curated record. The transcript has 5 exons.
UGCGGUCCUUCUUUCAGCCAAAGUGAACAAAAUAUUGUCUAUUCAAACUCUGAAUUGAAAAUUGCUUUCUACACUGUUAAGAAAUACUUCGUGGCGAUCAAUGAGGAGUGCAUGCAUAUCAUUAUUACGUUUGAAUGUAUUCACACAAGUGAUGAGGCUAGCUCCACAUUUUUACCCUGCUGGUACAUAUACUACAUUAUUUUGCGGGAAUUGAGUAUCAUACCUAUGCUAUACAGUAUUACACCAUGGGUUCAGAGCUGGAUAUUGGAUAUGCGUGGGUUGUCGCUACUGCAAGUUGGACAGCAACUGUGUUAAUUUUGGUGCUAACGACAAGUGGGAUUUAUUACCCUUAUUUGAUUGACUACUACGAAGAAAGUGCAGCAAAUGUUGGAUUCGCACUUGCACUUAUUCCUGCCCUCAAAUACUUUCUUGGUGUGCUUAUUGCAAUCAUCGUCAAAGCAUUCGGCUGCCGGAUUGUUGUGAUCCUCGCAAGUUUUAUGGUGAUGUGUGGCUGUCUUUUAAUGGCAUACUCAACGAGCAUUACUGCGAUUUUUCUGGCUUGCAGCCUUAUUGGUAUUGGAAUAUGUGCAAACUAUUUCGUAGCUUACUUCAUCUUAGAUGUUUACUUUAAAAAAUAUUUCACUUUAGUGAUAUCUAUAAAAGCAGCAAUAAACGGUGCAGCGCUUAUGAUGGCACCGUAUAUCAAUCGGAUGUUCGUUAUCAAUUUUGGAUGGCAACAUUCAUAUCUCCUUCUCUCGGCAAUUUCGUACCAUCUAGUUCUGUGCGGAGUGAUAUACAGAGCACCAAAAAUAAGUUCUAAUGAAGAAUCUGAAGAACUUUCUCUUCUGGUGGUGGAGCAAGAAAAUAAUUCUCCCCAGCCUGAUUUACAAAUUAUUCCAACAGAUGAAAAAAGGUUUUCUGGUUGGUUGGGAUACAUUUACGAAAUAUGUCAUUUGCGUUUGUUUAAAUGCAACGCGUUUGUAGUUCUUGUUGUCGUUUCAUUAAUGCAUGGAGUUAUUCAGGAAGGCGUUGAAAUGAUUAUACCGGACGAUAUGCUGGAGCGAGGCGCCACUCUACGCAGCAGUCAGCUAAUUUUAACAGUUUACGGAGCAGGUAGUGUCAUUGGAAGACCUGUUCACUAUCUAUUUAGCAAUUUUUUUUCAAAUGAUUUAUUUAUCCAUUCAGCAGUUAUCUAUUUUCUUGCGUUUCUGGCUUUAUUAAUUUGCAUUACAACAACAGAUGAUGACGCUGUUUAUGUGACAAUGGUUUUCUUUGGGUUUUCUGUGGGUUGGUACAAUACAAUUCUACCACUUAUAGUAAAAUCUGUGGUAGAUGAUUUUUUCUUUGGAUUAGCUUGGGUUAAUUCUCUUUAUGGCGUUAGUGCAUGCAUUGGAAUUACGUUUCUUGGGUAUCUUCGCGACGAAGUUGGGAAUUUUUGGUUAUCAGAGUUUGUAUUGUUAUGUAUGACAUUAAUUAAUGCAGUCCUACUUUUUGGUUUUAUUGUGUAUAGAAGAAUGAAAGGAAAAACAUGCUGAGAUAACCAGACUUCUUUCUUCGGGCAAGGCAUCCCUUCAUAGAAGAUUUUUGAAAAUGUCUAUUUUAGAUACUUGCACGUGACCAGACUAACUAUGACUUUAGAUUGAUAGAAAGAUUGAAGUAUGUUAAUUAUUGAAAGUAGACACAUUGCCUAGGUACAGUGCCCCCUCUAAUUCGAGACCAUUUUUACUAAGAAGCAAAUAGCAAUUGUCAAUUUCUUAACACAAAACUAACCCUCUAAUUAAAAAACCAGACUCAGAGACCACCCCAAAUUUCACUUCCUAAAGGUGGUCUCGAAUUGGAGAGUGAACUAUAUUUAAUAUUAUUUGCCUACUAAACUCUUGCUUAAAGAUACUUUUAAAAAAAUCGGAAAACCUAAAUAAUUAAAUUAAAAAUUUUAAAUAGCCUAUUUAAAAUUAACUAAUAAGUUAUUAACUUCCAACUAAAAAACAGCUCAGACAAAAUUGCCGAUUUACUGAUAUGUUACUAAAAAUUACCAGCCAAUUAAAGGGUCUAUUCCAAAGAAUACAGCAAAGGUAUUGUUAUUAACUGUCUAUUAAUUGAUGCGGUAAUUUUUUUCUUAUUCGAAGUUUCGAUUGUAUUUAAACAAAUUAGCAAUUCAAAUACGAAUUGUUCGAAUUAUUUAGUGCAUGCAGACAGUGUAUCAUUAAUUUAUUGUUUAUAGAGGAGUGAAAUAAUAAGUAGGCCUAGUAGAGUUAUCAUACACUAGUCGAAAUAAUUAUACGAAGGUCAGAUUAAUGAUUGAACAAUUUUUAAGGGCCUGCAGAGCCUGAAGAAUUUUUUUGACUCCAUUAAUUUAACCUAAGUAUAAUCUAGUGUAUGGCUAAGAAUUACUAAUUGCUUUAUAAGUCAA